Daldinia childiae is the source of this 1668-nucleotide messenger RNA. RefSeq names its product Cytochrome P450 4F5. The coding region runs from base 1 to 1668 and encodes 555 amino acids. Lineage: Eukaryota; Fungi; Ascomycota; Sordariomycetes; Xylariales; Hypoxylaceae. The transcript is spliced from 6 exons. The record is from RefSeq and is a predicted model, not a curated record. Gene Ontology annotation, molecular function: oxidoreductase activity, acting on paired donors, with incorporation or reduction of molecular oxygen; iron ion binding; heme binding.
AUGGAUGCUCUUAUUUGUUCUGGACUAACAGCCCUAGAGCUGGUUGCGCUCCGGCCUAUCAGGGAAUUUGAUAGCCUAUGGAUGUUUAAGAAGUUCGUUGCUGUGUUUCUCAUACAAUACGCCAUCCUAAAACUCUAUCGUAUUGUAUUAUACCCAAACUUCUUCUCGCCACUUAGACACUUACCAGGGCCAAAGGAUCAUAAUCUCGUCUUAGGGCAAGAAAUCAAAAAGUUCGGAGCCGAUAGCCCCGCUAGCGUUCAGCUACAAUGGAUGCGCAAAUGGCCAGACACGCCAUUUAUCAGAUAUAUCUCGUUUGCUGGCAAGGAAGUCCUACUGGUAAACAGUCUGGCCGCACACAAGGCUGUUCUACAGACACAUGUUUAUGACUUCGUCAAACCCCCUUUCUUUGCGCGAUUGGUUGGAGAGAUCACGGGUGUAGGCCUAUUAUUCUCGGAAGGGGAGGCCCAUAAGCGCGAACGAAGAUUGUUGGCAGGCCCCUUUUCAGUCCCGAGUAUGAGAAAACUAUUACCCGUCUUUCAAACAAAGGCUAAGGCCAUUUCGAGCGUUUUUAAACAAUUGCUCGGCGAAAAACCAUAUGCUACUUUGGAAGCAAUUGAGACCUUCUCCAAGUCAACUAUGGAUACUAUAGGUGUAACGGUGCUAGGAAUCGAACUAGAUACUAUAUCGUCAAUGUACCCGCUAGGAUUCCAGGAACUUUAUGACCGAGUGCUUCACCAAGGGUUUCUGGGCCAACUUAUCUGGGUCAUUAAUGCUUUCCUACCAGUCCGAGGUAGUAUUCCUUUAGAAGCGAACCGCAGAUUCAUCCAAACGACUACCGACUUGAGAAAGAUGCUGCAGGAUAUCAUUCAGCAACGCGCGGCGGACCUAACAAACGGGACUUUCGAAAGAGAAAAGGGAGAGUCUAGGGAUCUUCUUACAUAUAUGUUGGAAGAAGCUGAAUUACGCCGACAGGAGACAGGGAAGGAUAUUUGGUCUAUAAAUGAUAUAAUUGGCCACCUUCUGAAUUUCACAUCUGCAGGUCAUGAGAGUACGGCGACCACUUUAUCAUGGUCUCUUUACGUUCUUGCAACAAACCCGACCAUACAAGAUAGGCUACGAUCGGAGAUAGACUCCCUACUAGAAACCGACCAAGAGCCAGAUUAUGACUCAAUUUCUGCUCUACCAUAUCUGCACAAUUUCAUUCGUGAGGUGCUUCGUGUCUAUCCUCCAUCAUAUAUGGUACAACGUGAAGCCACUCGGGACCUCGUAAUAGAGGGCGUAUUUAUACCCAAAGGCACACAGGUCGACUUCAAUAUCCCGCUUAUACACCAACACCCGCUGGUCUGGGGUCCGGACGCCACUGGAUUUGACCCAGACCGUUGGGACCGGCUGACGGGCGAUGCGGCCACGCCAUUCGCGUUCGAGGCCUUCCUUCAGGGCCCACGGACCUGUCCCGGCCGUAACUUCGCCCUCAUCGAGGUUAAAGCCUUCCUCGUCGAGCUGGUCCCGCGAUGGCGCUUCCUCGGUAUCGAGCGGCGGAGUGGAGAGUUGCUGUCUUCUGGGGAGGAGCGCGUUGGCAGGGGCGUUAAGUUGGCAAAUCCAAGUUUGACUUAUAGACCGGCUGAUGAGUUGUUAGUGAGGUUUGGGCGGGUUAAGAAGCUACUUUAG